AAUAAAGACAAGUGAUAGAGACAUAAACUGAAACUCUUUUAUUAGCACUUGUGUUAGGCUUAUUAGUCCACUCAUAUUUUCAGGCACUUCUCUCAUUCAAGAGUAAUGGCAGAAGCAACAAAAGGGUAUGCUGUGGUCACUGGAGCAAAUAAGGGAAUUGGAUUUGCAAUAUGCAAGCAAUUGGCUUCUAAUGGGAUCACUGUGGUGUUGACAGCCAGAGAUGAGAAGAGGGGUCUUCAAGCUGUCGAGAAACUCCAAGAGCUUGGUCUUUCUGGCCAUGUGGGUUUUCAUCAACUUGAUGUUACAGACCCUGCAGGAAUAAGAUCACUUGCAGAUUUCAUCAGGAACAAAUUUGGAAAACUAGAUAUCUUGGUAAACAAUGCUGGAAUUCCUGGAGCACAAUUGGACGGGGAGGCUUUGGCUGCUGCUGGCAUUAUGGAAAAUGCUGGCCGCAUUGAUUGGAGUAAAAUAGUAACUGAUACCUAUGAAUUAGCUGAAGCAGGUGUUAAAACAAACUACUAUGGAGCCAAGGAAUUGACCAAAGCACUUAUUCCCCUUCUCCAGUUUUCAGACUCCCCAAAAAUCGUCAAUGUUUCCUCAUCCAUGGGAAGGCUAGAGCAUAUACCAAAUGGAUGGCCUAAAGAAGUACUGAGUGAUGUUGAGAACCUUACAGAAGAAAAGAUUGAUGACAUUUUGAAUGAAUUUCUAAAGGAUUUUAAAGAGGGUUCACUAGAAACCAAAGGCUGGCCUCUUGCUAUGCCGGCAUAUAGUGUCUCAAAAGCUGCUUUGAAUGCCUUCACAAGGAUUCUGGCCAAGAAUUACCCCUCAUUCUACAUCAAUGCUCUUUGUCCUGGCUAUGUCAAAACAGAUAUAAACAGCAAUACUGGUUUUCUUACACCUGAUGAAGGUGCUGAAGCUGCAGUGCGAUUGGCACUGCUACCUGAUGGUAGUCCUUCGGGUCAGUUUUUCUUUAGAGGUGAAGAGAAACCAUUUUGAUAAUAGAUAUAUUGUUGCUAGGAAAAAAAAGGUUAAUGAAUAAUUCAUGAAGCCAUGUUUGUUGCUAGAGUUUAAAAAACUUCACAUUAACUCUUGGUAGUCCUGUUUUAAAUUAGUUUUUCUUGUAAUAAACAUAACGAAUUAUGUCUAGACAUUAAUGAUGUUCAUCAUGUUCAAGCUAGUUUUACUUUCUAUCAAAUAAAUGAGCAAUGUUUAAAUUAAUGUAUCAA
Glycine soja is the source of this 1226-nucleotide messenger RNA. Its product is annotated as (+)-neomenthol dehydrogenase-like. Gene Ontology annotation, cellular component: membrane. The coding region runs from base 106 to 996 and encodes 296 amino acids. The record is from RefSeq and is a predicted model, not a curated record. Gene Ontology annotation, molecular function: oxidoreductase activity, acting on the CH-OH group of donors, NAD or NADP as acceptor. NCBI's taxonomy places the organism in Eukaryota, Viridiplantae, Streptophyta, Magnoliopsida, Fabales, Fabaceae. The transcript has 5 exons.